Stylophora pistillata is the source of this 3602-nucleotide messenger RNA. RefSeq names its product excitatory amino acid transporter. Gene Ontology annotation, molecular function: neutral L-amino acid transmembrane transporter activity; L-glutamate transmembrane transporter activity; glutamate:sodium symporter activity. Gene Ontology annotation, biological process: L-glutamate transmembrane transport. Lineage: Eukaryota; Metazoa; Cnidaria; Anthozoa; Scleractinia; Pocilloporidae. The record is from RefSeq and is a predicted model, not a curated record. Gene Ontology annotation, cellular component: plasma membrane.
UUUAUAUCAAGCAGGGGAAAAUGUUAUGAAUGCCGAGUAGUGCAAACAACGUUGCUGCACUUUGUUCUUAGAGCAACCUGAGCGUGCAACUCUCGGCUUUUCCAUUCUGGGACGGUAUUGUUCAGUCAAGUUAACAUGAUUAGAAUGCAUAUGAACAUUACACAAUUUUCACGUCAAACCAAAUAGCGCGAAAUCUCUCGGUUCUCAGAACAACUACACUAAAUUAAUUGUGUAUUAGAUUAAAAAUUGUAAGGAAGGUCUUCGAGCAUUGGUAGUCCCUCUAAGCACAUUCCCUGGCUGGCUUCCAGUUCUUAGUAAAUAAAUAUCGCAAGCGCUUGACCCGACGCUUCAAACGCUUUGUUUUCCGCAACCCCCACCUGACAAAAAAAAAUCCAGUCAACCAAGCGAGACAAAUAGGGACGCCAAACAAUCAAGCUAUUUACAAACAGUAUAUCACGUCUGGUGAAGUUUCUGAAGCUUGGGUUGUACAUCGUACGGAACUCAUCCUAUCCUAGUCCAGUGAAAGACAGCGGCAAGGAGAGCUGUAAAACAUGGGCCGAGGUAAGAACAGACGUUUACGUUCCUGCUGUGGAAAAGUCUUACAUCACAUUCGCAAAGAACUGCUCCUCGUUCUCAUCAUUUUGGGAGUACUCGUCGGCUUCAUUAUAGGUUUAUCGGUAAACGAGAGCGUGAACGAUAUCAAAGACCCAGAGAAGAAAGCCACAACCAUCAUGUUGAUUGGAUUUCCGGGUGAGCUCUUCAUGAACAUGCUGAAGUUGUUGAUUCUGCCGCUGAUUGUUGCAAGUUUGAUCACCGCCUUGGCCACGCUGGACUCCAAAGCAACAGGACGAAUCGGUCGUCGAACCGUGCUUUAUUACAUGGGAACUAUGCUGAUCGCUGUGCUGCUUGGAAUCGUCUUAGUCAUUUCUAUACGCCCGGGAAAGCGAAGCAAACCCGAAGGAACUGACAAACAGCUUUCUAGACCUUAUCGUGGUCUUGAUUCACUUCUCGAUCUUUUGAGGAGCUGCUUUCCCGUCAACCUGGUGGAGGCAUCUUUCAUACAAAAACGAACAAAAUACAAGACUGUCGAUCCCAUCGUCAAAACAUAUAACGAUACGAUAAGGAACGGGACUCACAACUACACAGUUCAUAAGGACGAGGAGCUAGCUCCGGGAUCAACAAUGGUUCCCGCGGGACUCGAAAUUGCUUCCCGAAAUAUGAACGUCCUUGGGUUGGUUAUGUUUUCCAUUGUGUUCGGUAUCGUAUUGGGGCGCGUUGGAGAACGUGGAUUGCCCGUGAAAGCCUUCAUCGAGUCGCUGAAUGAAAUUAUCAUGGAAAUGGUAUCAUUAGUCAUGUGGCUCUCUCCGAUUGGAAUUUGUAGUUUGAUAGCUGCCAAGCUGGCGGGCAUGGGUGACAUCGGGGAAUCAUUCAAACUGCUGGGCUAUCUUAUGGGCACCGCCAUCACUGGUCUCCUCUGCCACGGCUUGAUCAUUUUGCCUCUGGUUUAUUUGAUAUUCACGAGGAAAAACCCGAUUGUGUACGUUAAAAAUAUGUCGGAUGCCAUAUUUACAGCGUACGGUACAGACUCCAGCGCGGCCACUUUGCCUACUACCAUGAGAUGUGUAGAGCAGAACAAUCACGUGGACAAACGUAUCAGCCGUUUCGUUCUUCCGUUGGGCGCCACUGUCAAUAUGGAUGGCACUGCAUUGUAUGAGGGCGUUUGUGCUCUUUGGAUCGCACAGCUUCACGGAAUCAGCCUUGGGGCAGGACAGGUUAUCACUAUUAUAUUGACAUCUAUGGCUGCGGCGGUUGGUGCAGCAGCAAUUCCAUCUGCAGGCUUGGUGACCAUGCUGAUUGUGUUACAGUCUGCCAAUCUCCCCACCAGUGAUGUUGCUCUUCUUUGGGCAGUCGACUGGUUCAUGGAUCGCUUCCGUACUGUCGUAAAUGUCCUUGGAGAUGCAAUCGGCGCUGGUAUAGUUGGGCACCUAUCACGUGACGAACUGAACGAAGCUGACCAAUCAGACGUAGAAGAAGGUGGUGGACAUGGCGAAGAAAAGCAUGAGCUUAUUGUACCGUCUGAGGGACGUUACGUUAAAAAAGAUCCAGAUCAGAACCAAUCCCCAAGAAUGACCAGCUUUAAGAGGUCAUCAGAAGACCCAACUAAGUAGGUCAACUCCAUAAUGGCUACUUAUUCUUAAAAUGCCAUUUGACGUUUCUGGGAAAAAAAGAUAAAAACACUUUCUAAUCAUUAUCUAUCAGCAAUAAGAGCUGGGUAUCGUGAUCUUUCUUGACUGACAGCCAGUUCAAACAGACUGUUAAUUUUUUAUGUUUUAUUACAAUUUCAAUUUUUAUCUUAAGUUAUGAGUAGCAUUUCUUGUAUUCUUUUCUACGAUGAUUCUCUAGUUCGGGCAAAAUUGCCGACGGUAGGACAAUUCAUAAGCAAUCACUAUGACCGAAACUUAUGUGUUCAAGCCAGUUAAGGGGUGUAGGAGAUUAAAAAAUCUCAUGGACUAAAUCAGUUCUACUUAGGAUUACUACACGUAACACUUUUCUAAAACUGUCUGUGAAGGACUCACGUGAAUAUUUUAUAUCUUACGUCACAGCUUGGAAAAAUUCUGAUUAGUCAGAGGUGAAGUAGCCGCAUAUAUAUAUACUGGAUAAUUAGUCAUAAAAUUAUGUCUUUUAUAUGUGCUUCAAAAAGAUCAAAGGAAGGUAGAAAUAGAAAGGGAAAACUUCUAGUUAGUUUGAGUAAACCUGUUUUCUUCAUUCUGUUGUAGAUACAUUUAUGUAAAGAAAAGGAUAGUAGAGAAAUUUUUUUAGACGUCGACAUCAGCCGGAAGUUGAGACUACUUUUCCAAGCGCUUGAUACGGAUCUUUUUAUCUAAACUGUUCAGUUCAAAAUACUAGGACGAAGCCUUUGCUGACUUUGCAUUAGAUUAUUUGAUUUGAAUGCAGACUAAAAUUGGCUGCAUUAUACUUCCGGUCGCUGUCCGCGUCUUAAAAAUGCAACCGCUGAAUUUCCAUGUUAUAUUUUUUUAGAACAUAGUUAAUAUCUGCAGGUUGAUUACUAUAUCGAAUUUUUUCUUCUUAUAAGUCCUCGGUAACAUGACAAGAAGCUGCUGAACUUAAAUCAAAUUGGGGAGCAAAAAGGGGGGAAGGAAGGGGGAUGAGGGGGAUGAGGGGGAUAGGGGAGGGGCUCAACGCAGGUACUGUCGUCGGAAGUUGCAUUUUGAGUCCGGCGGGUAUACUUCCACGACCAUCACUCGUUCACUUCAGCCCCAAGGUUUCUCAUAAAACAAAAAGAUAGCAGCUUCUGAUCAAGGGCAUGGCAGAGGAAUUUUGUAAUAUAGUCAAGUAUACGUUUUGCAUUUAGCUAGUUAGAUCAAGAGAUCCUCUCUUGGUUAGUUUCUAUGGCCUUGGAAGGCGAGGCAGCUUUACUUCAUCCAUUUCAUUGUGUAAACCGUGAAAAAAUGAAGAAAUAUAUCUGCUAAGUUUUCAUGCAUAUCGUUUUCAUUGUUUAUCGUUGUUUGAGAAGAGAGAUCUUUCAGUUUUUCUGCAAUUUUGCCAAAAUGUGAAUAAAAUAAUUAUGACUUCAUAACUAA